AAAAAAAAAAGUACAAGAAAAUAAUUCAAAUCAGUGCAUUUUACCUCCUAAACAAUAAAUGAAAUGAAAUGGACCAUCUGCUUCAUCUUUUUUUAGCCUGUCAUACACAUACAAUAUGUGACUCUGGGGUACUGCAGUGAUUUUUCAUCAUUUACAGGUUAAUAUGAAUGCUCUUCACUAUUCUGAAGUCAUUCCAGUCUCAUGAUAGCAAAUUAUUGAAACAGUGAUUUAUUUUUUAAAAAAAUGUUCUGCUUUUACUCAUUAUCUAGUACAAUAAAGGCUAGAACAUUCUGGAUGAGACUGUAGAUGCAGUGGCAAUAUAAAUUAACAAUAGGAGUUGUAAAUGAAUUUUAUGUAUUACUAUGGGCUUUUUCAAGAGUUUACGUUAGAUAAAUAUUUAGCAGAUCUUGCUUAAGUAAAGCUAUCUUCUCAGCAGCUUCCUCUGCUCAUAUUGUGCAUCUCCUGUUUAUACUUGUAUGACAAGACAAGUGAUCAACGCGUAACUGCUGGGAAUUAAGUUAACCUUGGAGUAUUUUGCUAUGACUCUUGACUUCUGCAGACUUUUGAUUGAGCUCUCAGCCAGGUUGUCUUCCACACAAUUGUAUGGAUGAGAUUCUGGGGGCAGGUGUUAACUGUGGAAACCUACUUAGUAUUAAACGUACCUGUCUGAUGGCUACCGACUUUGGAGACAAAGUUUUUAUAUAUUUUUUUUCUGGUCAUUGUUCUUUACAAAAGACCUAAUUGAAUAUAUUUGUCAAAUCAUGUCUCUGGUUUCCCUCUUCUUCUCCCCCGCUAAUUGGACAUGUAUUGUGUUUGUGUGGGAAGGAAGGAGGCUCUAUAGCAGGACAGCAAUAUUGCUGGGAAAAGAACAUUAAAAUGGAUAAAGGGAUUUUCUAGUGGUAUAAAUACCUGCACACGACCUCCCUGUUCUCUGGAGUCCUUCUGUAUAUGUAUAUACAAGUGCAAACACUGGAAUAGAGUUGGAGCUGCCAUUAAUCGAUCAGGACCUGAUCAGUUAGAAAACGGGGAAGGGUGGCUCUUUGCCUUUCACCUGUUUGAGGGCAUGACUUGCCAAGCGUUUGCUUCAUCCGACAAUUUUGUACCCUUGAAUUCUGACUCUUCUCCCUCCCUGCCUCUGAUAAUGCAUCACAGCGCAGCAGAGUGCCUGCCCGUUUCUAACCAUGCGACCAGUGUUGUCUCCACAGUCCCGUCUGUUUUGUCUUUGAUACAAACUCCUAAAUGUUCCCAACUCCAUUUUGCUGUGAUGACUUCGGGAAACGUGUCAGCAGGACUUCACUACUCUGUGCCCUCCUGUCACUAUGGAAAUCAACCCUCUACCUAUGGGGUGAUGACAGGCAUCAAGCCUGCAACUCCAGAGAUGCUAUCAGCAAGUCUCUCCCAGAGUCGCAUCUUACAAACAUGCAGCAUGCCACAUCCCAAUGUAGUAAAUGGUGUCAGCACUUUGCAAAGCAACCUGACUCCUUGCCUUUAUAAGUUCCCUGAGCAUGCCCUGAGUGCCAGCUCUUGUGCCCUGGGCCACAGCUUCACACCCAUGCACCAGACCCUCCUCAGUGAUGAUCCCACAGCUUCAGACUUCAAGCAGGAAUUCCGCAGGAAAAGCAAGUCUGUGGAAGAGCCCGUCGACAUGGAUUCCCCUGAAAUCAGGGAACUGGAGAAAUUUGCUAAUGAAUUCAAACUGCGGAGAAUUAAACUCGGUUAUACACAAACCAACGUUGGUGAAGCACUGGCUGCUGUGCACGGCUCCGAAUUCAGUCAAACUACCAUUUGCCGCUUUGAAAACUUGCAGCUGAGCUUUAAGAAUGCAUGCAAACUGAAAUCAAUACUGUCCAAGUGGCUGGAAGAAGCAGAACAAGUGGGAGCUUUAUACAAUGAAAAAGUUGGUAUGAACGAGAGGAAGAGGAAGCGCAGAACCACCAUAAGUAUUGCUGCCAAAGAAGCCCUGGAGAGGCACUUUGGAGAACAAAGCAAACCUUCUUCUCAGGAAAUCAUGAGGAUGGCUGAGGGGCUUAACCUUGAGAAAGAAGUUGUGAGAGUUUGGUUUUGCAACAGAAGACAAAGGGAAAAAAGAGUGAAGACAAGUCUGCAUCAGAAUGCCUUUAGUUCUAUUAUCAAGGAGCACCACGAGUGCCGGUAAAGCUUUUCCACAUGUAGCUGUGGAUUUCUGUUUUGCUAUAUUUUAAGAACUUUGUUGCUUAAAAAACAAAACAAAACAAAAAAAUGGUAAAACACUUGAUUCCUUUACAAGCUAGACAGCUUCUGAUGCAAUUUGGUAUAGAAGGCCGGAUUUCACUGUAAAAUGUUGAAGAAAAAAAUGCUAUUGCAUAUACCUGAAGUGUUGAAGGCCUAAAUUCAAGGAAGCUAUUAGGCAUCACUCAACCAGAAAUGCUUUAGAAAUAGCACACGUAGUUGCAGUUUCCCUAUGCUGUGCCCUCACAGUCUGCAUUGUACUGAAUGAUUAACAGGGAAUCCCCACUGUAGGUACCCUAAGCAUGAGGAAACAAAUCCUUUGUGUUACUCAUGAAGAAAGGUUACAGUGCUUGUGUCAGCAGCUGUAGCUCAUGAAAGAUUUUUGCCUCAGCCUGUCUACAUACGUGCCAUACCCCCAGCCCAUCUAGCUAUCUAACUGAGCUAACCCUUAUGAGAUGAUGAGCCAUUAGGCACAUUACAUGGUCCCACCCCCAGCAUUGAGCACUGAGUUCACUAAAUUAAACAUCAAAAAGAAGUUAGAACUUCGAGGAAGAGGAGAACAUGAAGAAGUGAUCCUAAGCUUGCAGUGUUGACAGUGUUGAGUAUCUAUUUAUGGCCAACGAUGGGAUCCUGGAGGACUGUCAGUGAAUGUGAGUGAUCCAGGAAGGCAGUAGAGGAAUGUGAGAUGAGGACUGUAAAGCUGCCUUCCAAAAACUGGCUGAUAUUCAGGGACAAGAUCACAGAUGCUGUACAUCUCCGACUGAACUACUUCAAGUAGUCUUGGGUCUUUUCAAAUUGAAGAUAUGAAAGAUGUGCCAUAGCUACUGUCUUUAUUUAUGGUAGAAUAAGCUUACCAAUACUGAGACGUCAACAUGGCUCCUCACAUGUUCUUGGUUUCAGUGUACCACUGCCUUAAACAGGUGCUAAGUUCAAGUGACAUUUUCUAAUGCUAGUUAUAAAAGGUAGUUCCUGCCAAUUCAUUGCAUGCCUUAAGGUUUGGUUUGGGUAGGUUUAGCUAUUGCAUUAAGAGUUUAUGGCUUGAUGGGAAAAAGUAGGGAAUGAUCACUUAAUUAUUACUUCAGACUUUCUCCGCGUUACAUUUUUUUAAGAUUAAAUCCUUUUGUGGACACACUUAAAUGAGAGAGUGUAUUAAGUGAAAAAACAAGGCUUUUUUGCUUUGAAACAAGUAGCCAAAGCAUUUACUGUACUGUAUAUUCCCACUCUCUCUUACACCCCAACAACUGAGAAUAACCCCUUGUCAUCCUGUAGCCUGGAGAGAAAAUCAGGCAAAAAAGAACAAUAAAAACUUACAAAACAACCCCACGACAAUAAGCUAACAAAAACCAGUGACAGUGCCAGAGCUCCACCUAUCAGAAAGCCAGACACCAAGAAACUAAAUUAAGGACUUUAGUACUCACCAGGGACAGAUUAUCAAGCCAUCUCAUCAACCCUGCUUGUUGUUAUUAAAUAGCCCAUUAUCAUAUAUGUAUUUUACACUUUUCCCAGGACUGGAAUUAAGUGAGUACAAGUAAGCAGUAAUGGCCUGAUAAAUUUUAUUUUUCCAUUAAAUAGACCUGAUGAUUUAGAAAAUGUCUAAAUAAU
Tympanuchus pallidicinctus (lesser prairie-chicken) is the source of this 3810-nucleotide messenger RNA. It is a transcript of the gene POU1F1, whose product is annotated as POU class 1 homeobox 1. The coding region runs from base 1064 to 2155 and encodes 363 amino acids. Gene Ontology annotation, molecular function: DNA-binding transcription factor activity, RNA polymerase II-specific; RNA polymerase II cis-regulatory region sequence-specific DNA binding. Gene Ontology annotation, biological process: regulation of transcription by RNA polymerase II. The record is from RefSeq and is a predicted model, not a curated record. NCBI's taxonomy places the organism in Eukaryota, Metazoa, Chordata, Aves, Galliformes, Phasianidae. The transcript is spliced from 7 exons.